Plectropomus leopardus (leopard coralgrouper) is the source of this 897-nucleotide messenger RNA. NCBI's taxonomy places the organism in Eukaryota, Metazoa, Chordata, Actinopteri, Perciformes, Serranidae. The record is from RefSeq and is a predicted model, not a curated record.
GGAAGAGCCAUGGGUGCGUUCCUGGACAAGCCCAGGACGGAGAAGCACAACUCACACGCAGAGGGCAAUGGCCUCCGCUAUGGGCUCAGCUCCAUGCAGGGCUGGCGGGUAGAGAUGGAGGACGCUCACACCGCUGUGUUGGGACUUCCUGCUCCUGGCAUGACUGACUGGUCCUUUUUUGCCGUGUACGAUGGUCACGCUGGCUCAAGGGUUGCCAACUACUGCUCUAAGCAUCUUCUGGAACAUAUAAUAAGUGCUAGUUUAGGGGGCGGAGGAACCCAGGGCUCCCAGGCUGGCUCAGACAGCUCCAGCAGCGACCAAUCAGCACUGGUUCCUCCUACAGUGGAGGCUGUGAAAGCUGGGAUCCGGACAGGCUUCCUGAGGAUUGAUGAGCACAUGCGCAACUUCUCUGACUUUCGAAAUGGCAUGGACCGUAGUGGCUCCACAGCAGUGGGAAUCCUCCUGUCGCCAGAUCAUUUCUUCUUCAUCAACUGUGGUGAUUCUCGAGGUGUUUUAUACCGCAAUUCACAAGUGUGCUUCUCCACGCUUGACCACAAGCCUUGCAACCCACGUGAGAGAGAGCGUAUCCAGAAUGCUGGCGGCUCGGUGAUGAUUCAGAGGGUUAACGGGUCACUGGCUGUAUCCAGGGCCUUGGGGGACUAUGAUUAUAAGUGUGUGGAUGGGAAGGGCCCCACAGAGCAGUUGGUUAGCCCCGAACCAGAAGUGUUUGAGAUGGUUCGGGCCCCGGAACAGGAUCAGUUUGUGAUCUUGGCAUGUGAUGGCAUCUGGGAUGUCAUGUCCAAUGAGGAGCUGUGUGAGUUUGUGAAGUCUAGGCUUGAGGUGACUGAUGACCUAGAGAGAGUCUGCAAUGAAGUGGUGGACACCUGCCUGCACAAG